AUGCCGAAAUCUCAUUCCUCGUCUUCAUCAGGGUCAUCUUCUUCGAGUGAAGAGAAAAAGAGAGUGAAAGAUUUAAAUUAAAAAAAAUCUAGAAGUUAAAAGUCAAGAGAAAGAUCAAAAGAAAAAUCAAAAGAAAAAAAAAAUAAAGAGAAGACUAAGGAGAAGAAAGUUAAGAAUCUUUUGCUUGUUUAGAAUAUUUCAAGAAAUGUCACUCAAGAUGUUCUGCACGAAAUUUUCUCCACUUAUGGGAAGUUAACUAAUGUGGAGAUGUAGUUUGAUGAAUAAAAUAAUAUGCUUCCACUUUUAUUUGCUUUUAUUACUUAUAAUGAUGAGGGCGAUGCUUCACAAGCCACUUAAUAUAUGCAUAGAGCUAUUAUAGAUGGAAAGAAGAUUAAAUGUUAAAGUCUUGGAUUAGAUAGAUAAAAACAUUAUACUGAGAAAAUUAAAAAUGAGAGGUUAGAUAAGCUUAGGUAAAGAGAAAUCAAAAAGGAAAAGGAAUUAAAGUAAAAGGAAGAAUAUGCAAGAGCUAAAUACAGAGAAGAUAAAUAAAAGAAUGAAAAUAAAGAUUUAGAUAAGGAUAAAGAUAAAGAGAAAGAUAGAGAUAAAGAUAGAGAUAAAGAAUUACAAAAGAAAGAUUCAGAUUAGUAACAAGAAUAAUAAAAAUUGAAGGAAAAAGAGAAAGAAAAAGAAAGAGAGAAGGAGAGAAAAGAAAAAGAGAGGGAAAAGGAAAGAGAAAGGGAGAGAGAAAGGGAAAGAGAGAAGGAAAGAGAAAAGGAGAAAGAACGAGAAAGAGAGAGGGAAAGGGAAAAAGAGAGGGAAAGAGAAAAAGAGAAGGAGAGAGAAAAAGAAAAAGAAAGAGAAAGAGAGAAAGAAAAAGAAAGGGAGAGAGAAAAAUAAAGAGAAAAGUAAAAACAAAAAUAGAAGAGAGAAAAGGAAAAGGAAAAGGAAAAGUAAGAAAGGAUUGAAAGAGAAAAAAAGAAGAAAUAGCAUUCUACAUCAAGAAAAAGAUCAUCAGAUAGACAUCACAAAAGAUCAAGCUCUAGAAAGAGACAUUCAAAAAGAAGAUAUAGCAAAAGAUCAAAAACUCCUAAAAGAAAAUAAAAUAGGAAAGAAAGCACUUCAAGUUCAUCGUCUGAUUCUUCAUCCUCCUCAUCUUCUAGUGGAAGCUCUAGUAGUAGCAGCAGUAGUGGUUCCUCUUCUUCUUCACAAUCAGAUGAUAAAAAAUAGCCUAAUUAAAACUAGAAGAAGACUUCUUCAAGUAGUUCUUCAAGCGACUCAGAUAGCUCCUCAUGA
Paramecium tetraurelia is the source of this 1293-nucleotide messenger RNA. RefSeq lists its product as uncharacterized. NCBI's taxonomy places the organism in Eukaryota, Ciliophora, Oligohymenophorea, Peniculida, Parameciidae. Gene Ontology annotation, cellular component: ASAP complex; cytoplasm; nucleoplasm. Gene Ontology annotation, molecular function: RNA binding. The record is from RefSeq and is a predicted model, not a curated record. The transcript is spliced from 3 exons. Gene Ontology annotation, biological process: mRNA splicing, via spliceosome.